UGCUGUUGCACUUUUUUUUUGGGUUGCAUUUUGGCAUCAAAGGUUUUGGUUUGCUAAGGAGCAUAAAAGAUUCCUACUUUGUUUUUUCAGCUGUGGAUGAGACUCAUUUCCAGCUCUGUUUUUAUAGCUUUUCUUCUCUAAACUUUCCAUUUUCCUAUCAGUUUUCAUUUCAUUCUGCAACAAAUUCAUUCCCAUCGCUCUAAGGCUUAAGCUACUCUCAUGGCUUCAUCUUUAUCUCUUCUUCAAGUUCCCUCCUUUAUCAACCAUCAUUCUUAUAGAUUGAGGUCCACACCUUCCUCAUCCAAAAAUUUCGGGAAUUGUCAGUUUGCUGUAAUCAGUUGCUCGUCUUCCAAUGGGAGAGAGACUGACUCGGUCGCCAGCGCUGUCAAGAAAGUAGAGCAGCGGAUUGAAGAGAAACGGCGAGCCGAGUUGUCUGCUCGAAUUGCUUCUGGAGAAUUCACUGUGCGCCAGUCUGGUUUUCAAUCUAUAUUAAGGAAUGGUUUAUCGAAACUGGGCAUUCCUGAAGAGGUUCUGGAAUUUUUAUUUAAGUUGACUGGUACUCUUGAAGAUUAUCCCGAGAUUCCAACGGCUAAAGGAACAAUUAGUGCCAUACGGAGCGAGGCUUUCUUCCUGCCUCUGUAUGAACUUUACCUAACUUAUGGUGGAAUUUUCAGGUUGACCUUUGGACCAAAGUCAUUCUUGAUCGUUUCUGAUCCAUCCAUAUGUAAACAUAUAUUAAAAGACAAUUCAAAGGCUUAUUCAAAGGGUAUUUUGGCAGAAAUUCUAGAAUUUGUCAUGGGGAAGGGACUCAUACCGGCUGAUGGAGAAGUAUGGCGGGUUAGACGGCGUGCAAUUGUACCUGCACUGCAUCAGAAGUAUGUUACAGCUAUGAUCAACCUGUUUGGAGAAGCUACAGAUAGGCUUUGCAUGAAGCUCAAUGCUGCUGCAUUCAAUGGAGAAGAUGUGGAGAUGGAGUCACUCUUUUCCCGUCUGACAUUGGAUAUUAUUGGCAAGGCAGUCUUUAACUACGAUUUUGAUUCAUUAACAAAUGAUACUGGUAUAGUUGAGGCUGUUUACACAGUUUUGAGAGAAGCUGAAGAUCGAAGUGUUGCACCUAUUCCAUUAUGGGAAAUCCCAAUCUGGAAAGACAUUUCACCACGGCAGAAGAAGGUUACUGCUGCUCUCAAAUUGAUCAAUGAAACGCUUAAUGAUUUGAUAAUGAUAUGCAAGAGAAUGGUAGAUGAAGAGGAGCUGCAGUUUGGUGAAGAAUACAUGAAUGAACAAGAUCCUAGUAUACUACACUUCCUUUUGGCAUCAGGAGAUGAUGUUUCUAGCAAGCAACUCCGUGAUGACUUGAUGACCCUGCUUAUAGCUGGGCAUGAAACAUCUGCUGCAGUUUUGACAUGGACAUUUUAUCUUUUGUCGAAGGAACCUAGUGUCAUGGCAAAGCUCCAAGAUGAGGUUGAUACUAUUAUUGGAGAUCGGUUUCCAACCGUAGAAGACUUGAAGAAACUAAAGUAUACAACUCGAGUAAUUAAUGAGUCACUCCGGCUCUAUCCACAACCUCCGGUCUUAAUUCGCCGUUCUAUUCAGGAUGAUGUGCUUGCACAGUAUCCCAUAAGAAGGGGUGAAGAUAUUUUUAUUUCUGUUUGGAAUCUUCAUCGUAGUCCACAUCUGUGGGAUGAUGCCAAUAAAUUUAAUCCCGAAAGGUGGCCUCUAGAUGGUCCAAAUCCAAAUGAGACUAAUCAAAAUUUCUGUUACCUGCCCUUUGGUGGAGGACCACGGAAAUGCAUAGGGGACAUGUUCGCUUCGUUUGAGACUGUAGUAGCAGUUGCAAUGCUUGUUCAGCUAGAUUUCCAGAUGGCAGUAGGAGCUCCUCCAGUAAAGAUGACAACUGGGGCAACAAUCCAUACCACGGAAGGACUAAAGAUGACUGUUUCACGAAGAAUGAAACCUCCUAUUGUACCAACUCUGGAGUUGCCUGCAUUAGAGAUGGAUACAUCUGGGGGAAUUCCAGGAGACAAGCAACUCGAUUUGAAAGGUGAUGUUUCUGCUGCUCAUUCUUGAUCAUUGUGCCCCUGCUGCACUUUUUUCAACUGCUUGGCGUGUCCGUGAGGGAAAGAGUAGCACAAAGGAAAA
Messenger RNA from Carica papaya (papaya), 2139 nucleotides. It is a transcript of the gene CYP97A3, whose product is annotated as cytochrome P450, family 97, subfamily A, polypeptide 3. NCBI's taxonomy places the organism in Eukaryota, Viridiplantae, Streptophyta, Magnoliopsida, Brassicales, Caricaceae. Gene Ontology annotation, cellular component: chloroplast. Gene Ontology annotation, biological process: xanthophyll biosynthetic process. Gene Ontology annotation, molecular function: oxidoreductase activity, acting on paired donors, with incorporation or reduction of molecular oxygen; iron ion binding; heme binding. The record is from RefSeq and is a predicted model, not a curated record.